GUUCUCUUUUUCCUUUCCUUCUUUUGUAUUUCACGUCAAACGACGGCGAACAGUGUCAUCUUCGCCGCAAUUAUUUUAUUUCCACAGCUUCUUCUCAGGUGUUUUCGCUUUUGGAUCCCGGCGCGGCUCACGAUAUCGACGCACAUUGCCGGCCGCCGUUUCGCUAGAUUGUUUCUUCUUUGUCCGCUAUUCUUAUUUAUUAUUACUGCGGUUUUGGCAGCAUCUCGAGUUGCGGAGGUUCUCUUUCUGUGUGAGUGGUGGCUUCGCUUUUUUACUUUUCCACUUGAUGUGCACGCACGCAUUACCUGUGGAUUUGUACAUGCGUGUGGAUGGGCCACUCUUCCGCACUUCAGGAAAGCAUAGACGUUGUAUACGAGCGUGUUAGCCGCUUUUUGUAUUUGGAGAAUCAUAUAUUGCCGAGGUAGUCGCCGCGCACCGUUUCUUUGACGCAGUCCUACUGCUAUGAAUCACUUUCUUAUUUAUUUCUCAGGUCUUUGAAGUACGUGUUUGUUCUUUUUACUCGUUUUGCUACUACUAUUAUAUAUUUUUUCCUCUCUCGAACCCACAUUACCACUAAAUCCUUUCCCUUCUCUAUUGCCACCACCACACCGAUAGUUGUUCUGCGACGUUCAUGCAUUACUUUUUCCUGGAGAAGCAGAGCAACCUCACCCUGCGAUGGAAGGUGCGGCAGGUGGCCUUCGAUGCCAAGUACCGCUACCUGUACUACUCCAAGCCGCUGAGCCGCACCGACAUUGAGGAGGUGAUGACGCGGAGCCAAGAAGUGGAGGGGGCGGUAGCGGCAGCAACCGGCAACAGCGGCUCCUCUUCCCCGAUUCUGUCCGGCGGCACCUCCAGUCGUAAGGUGAAGUGGAGCGGCAAAGUGAAGGUCACCCAGCUGCGCUACGCCGCCGACGAGUACAUCGUCCCGCCCACCAGCGACGACUUCAACGAGGGGGUUCUGCUCACUUUGAUCAUCAUCGGCUACGAGCGCUCGCUGGUGCACCGCCCGCACCGCGGGAAGGGCAGCGUCGGCAACUCCUCGGAGAACAGCUUCUCCCACCGCAGCAACGCCUCGUGGUUCCGCAGCACGUCGUGGCUCAGCACGACGCGGAUGGACAGCGAGCCGGAUGCAGAUGCAGAGGACGAGGCGCCGACUGCUUCGGCGGGGCAGCCGCUCCUGACCAACGCGGACACCGACGUGCCGGCACCGGAGUCGCCGUCGGGCUUCAUUCACAUGCCGAGCUACCCCGUGAACGAGUCCCUCGACGAGGACUUCGAGGACGAGGACGAGAACAUGUUCCGCGACAUCGACCUUGCGCCGGACGACGAGGAGGACGAGGAGACCUCCGUGGCCGCCUCGGAAGCCGAGACGGAGGCCAGUGAUGAGGACGCGGAGGAGGAGGCGGACGAGGAUGACGUCGCCCUCAAUUCGCCGCCCUCCAGCCCCACAGAGAGCGUGCAGAGCGGGUACAGCUUCUUCAGUCGCCGACGUCGCGUGGUGCGGGUCGGUGCGGGCACUACGGUGAAGGAUGAGAAGGCGGUGCAGCUGCAGUUCCGUGCGGCCAACUACGAUGUUUUCCGCAUUGUGAGCCUUCGGGUGCGGCAAGCGUUGGUGCGACACGGCCUCUGCGGCCCACUGCACGCUGGGCUGCCACCGUAUGAUCCUCGCAACGGCAUUGCCCUCGCCACGGUGCCCCUGCACCUCCGCCACGCCUUCCGUCGGCUGAACGACGUGGUGUUUUACUCGCUGCAAAUUGGUCACGUGGUGUAUGUCCGCCAGCAGCGGGAGGUGCGGGGGAUGGAGGGCUACCUGUGCAUCACCCACGACUCGAUUCUGCUCCUGCAGCUGGACGGCAAGUGCCCGCGCUGGCUGGACCUGGAGGACAUCGUCGGGGUGCAGUACGUCCUCCGCGGCAACCACUCCUUCAUCUCCAUUCGUGCCGCGGAGCCCUAUCCUGACUUUGUCUUCAUUCCCAUCAUCCCCAGCUACCCGCCCAACUCUACCUUUGACUCCGAGGAGUGCGUGGAGGGGAUUGUGAGCAUGGUGCGGCGCCUCCUCAUGCAGCGUCUACGCGCCGGCGAGGAGGUGGCGCUGGCGCCCGUCUCGAGUCGACGCGCCUCCGUGCACACCGCCGAGGACACCGACGAGUACGACGUUCUCUGCCACAUCCACGACCUCUCGGCGCAGCACACGGACGUGUUCAAGUACAUCGCGCAGGAGCAGAGCACCGGCGCGACCCCGCUGCGCUGGCGCUGGGACAACUCCAAGACGCCGACGCACUUCACCUUCAAGCGGGACCUCUACCAGGCCCUGGAGCGCGACGAGGGCGAGGACACGGACGAUGACGAGGAGGCGUCGCCGUCGCGCAUGCAGCGGCGGCCCUUCAUGGCGCCGGCCUCGCAUGCGCAGAUGGGCGAGGCGGUGGUGCCGUCCCGGCAGCAGCAGCACUUGAGCAUGGGGCAGUCUGCAGGAAGCCCGUUGAAGGCGACGUCGACCUCCCGCUGGCCGGAGCGGGGGGCGGGUCCGCACUCGGCGGUGUCGUCUUCCUACGGCGUCACCCCACCGCGGGCGGGCGCGUUGUCGCCGGCGAGUUCGAUGUACUCCAACGCGAGCUUCAUGCCAGCGACGAUGACGCAGCUGAUGGCGCCGCCCUCGCGGGGGGCGGAGUUACGGGCGAAGCAGCGGCUGCAGGUGACGCGCACCGACCGCCGCAACGCGAGUCCAGCGGGGGCCGUCGACACGUCUGUCAGUCCGGCUGCGGCAGGUGGUAGCGGUGGUGGAUUUGGUGAGUCUGUCUCCGCUUCUGUGGGCGGUGCGGGUGCAGGCGGGACGGUCCAACCACCGCCGCAGCCGCAACCGAUGAAGACCUCCAUCACGACCUCCAGCAUGGGCACGAUCCCUUACGUAAAGCCCUCUGCAGCGGCACCGCAGAGCGACGCACCGCCUCGCAUUUACGUCUCGGCAGCGCCAUCGUCAUCGUCAUCGCGGCAGCGAAGCGCCGACACGCGUCCGCCUUCUCAAGCAGCCAGCGCUGUGGUUACUGCGACUACUGCUGCGACAAUAAACAAAAGAGCUGCUGCGCACUUGCCACUGCACAGUACGCCGGGUACGACGGGCCAACGAUCGCCUGAGCCGCCGGGUGACUCGGACAGCGGGAGCUCCCCAAACACGGUAGUCGGCAGCGCCCCCUCGCAGCAGCGCCCGCCGUCCUCUCGUCCCAACACCUACGGUUUAGUCCCCUCGCAGCUGCACGCCGACCCGACCGUCCUCGACUACUGGCUCUCCUCGGCGGCCCCCAACGUACCGCCGGUGGCCACAGCCCCGAAAGGGGUGCAUCUGAGCGAAAUUCAUGUUUCGAUGCAACAGCAGCAGCAACAGCAGCAGACGACGACCAGUGGCCACGACCUGCCCUCGCCCUGUCCGUCAUCGACCCACUCUGGGAAACCGGCAGACGCCCCCGCAGCAGCAACGACGACGAACGCGCCCGGCACCGCGUACCUCGGUCAUCCGCCCACCCCGGCGGCCAGCAAUGGCGGAAACGGCGUGGGCAACGGGAGUCUGACGGCGAACGCGGGGUCUGCGGUACUGGUGCCGAGCGCUUCGAUGAGUAGCAGAGGGGGCGCCGGUGCAGCGUCUGGCAGCUCCACCAGAGGCGGGCAGCCCUCUUCGGCCGGUCCGCAAGAGAGCGUGACGAAUGGCAGCCGAUCGCCGCAAGAGGUGACGCACACGACGGAGAAUGCCUCGGAAGGCGGGGACGUGGUAGAUGAGGAGAGUGACGAGGACUUCGACAGCGAGGAUAUGGAGGACAUGCUGCAGCGACCCGAGUCGCGGGGGCAGCCAACGACGCACGAACACGCGGCGCUGCCUUCCUUGGCGAUAUCAACGACGACGGGUGGCCUUGCCGCUUCUGCUUCUGCUUCUGCUUCUACAGCUGUAGCAGCAGCGGGUAUUGGUGGCACCCCAGGCGCAGGGACGGUGCCGGUGGAGAGUCCGGGCUUUGUGAAGGUGGCGGAGGGCGUUGUGACGCCAACGGUGCUGACCGCUGACCUUUUACCGGGCUUCCGUCCGCGGGAGGCCGACCGACAAAGUGAGAAGGCCUCGGCGCCCUCGCCAAGCUUGCAGGCUCGACCAGACAUGGCCGCCUUCAUUCCACCAGCUGUGUUGCCGAAGUAA
This is a messenger RNA of Leptomonas pyrrhocoris, 4174 nucleotides long. RefSeq lists its product as hypothetical. Bases 632 to 4174 code for a protein of 1180 amino acids. The record is from RefSeq and is a predicted model, not a curated record. The transcript has a single exon. NCBI's taxonomy places the organism in Eukaryota, Euglenozoa, Kinetoplastea, Trypanosomatida, Trypanosomatidae.